This is a messenger RNA of Prorocentrum cordatum, 231 nucleotides long. Lineage: Eukaryota; Dinophyceae; Prorocentrales; Prorocentraceae. The record is from the annotation of a GenBank genome assembly.
GGCGGGGAGACGCGCACGGAGCUCGCGGGGGCCGACGCCCGCGUGCUGGAGGCACGGCUCCUCGGCGAGCGCGGCGUGGACGAGGCGAGGGGCCCCGAGCUCGAGGAGCUACGGGCCCAGGUGGCGCGGGGCGCCGAGGAGGGCGCCUCCCUGCGUGGCGCCAGGGCCGCCAGCCGCGCCGAGCGCCGCCCAGCGCUGCUGCUCGAGCUCGGGGACCAGCGCAGGCGCUGA